Tuber aestivum (summer truffle) is the source of this 3036-nucleotide messenger RNA. NCBI's taxonomy places the organism in Eukaryota, Fungi, Ascomycota, Pezizomycetes, Pezizales, Tuberaceae. The record is from the annotation of a GenBank genome assembly.
AUGUCUAGCGGGUCUCCUUCCAAUGCAAACUCCCCCGCCGAUACUCAGGCGACCUCUGUUUCACCUCCUGGUGAAACAGACUACUCCCCUACAGAGCCGAUAAAGGUUGAAGAUACCGGUAAGCCAUUUCCUUUUAUCUCCUGGCUUCCAGAAGCCCUACUUGUGUCUUCAUAUAUAUCUCCAUAUAUACAUAUAUAUAAGUGGGGGAAUUCCAAUAACUGACUCAAUACUAUCCUGUAUUAGAGGGUGGCUUUUCCAAUGUUCCUGUGGACAAGAUGAAGAUUCGUCUCGACUUUUUAAUCAAGCAGAGCGGAAUUUAUACCUCCAUCAUUGGGGAGAAAAUGAUGCAGCAGCAGCAAGCGAUGAGGAAGCGAGCUGAAGCUAUCGAUAAGAAGCAAAAGGCGGAAAUGGAGGAAGAGGCAGCAAAAGCCGAUGGGAGCGUUAAGGUCGAGAACGUUCGCAAGAGCUCUCGCACUGCUGGUGCUUCCUCUACUGAGCAGGAGUCGCACACCACAAAGGCCAAGAGAAGGCUUGGACGCCCUGCUAAGAAGGAAACAGCCAACAUUUCUGAUUACUUCACCAAAGAUGAAUUGAAAGGCGCGGGAAAUACUGCUCAGGCAUUGGCAUCUGCAGUUGAGGAAGCUGGGGAGACGAAAUUGGGUCAACAGAAAGACCUAAAAUCGGCUAGGCAGCCUAAGUUGAUUACUGGCGGUAUUAUGAAAGAAUAUCAACUUCAAGGACUAGAAUGGUUGGUUUCCUUAUAUGAGAAUGGACUCAACGGAAUUCUAGCAGACGAGAUGGGACUUGGUAAAACUCUUCAAACAAUCAGUUUCCUGGCGUUUCUGAGAGAAAAGGGCAUGAUGGGUCCUUUCCUGGUCGUCGCACCCGUGUCUACGCUGUCGAAUUGGGUUGAAGAGAUUGCGAGGUUAGUGGUUCUGUUUGGUUGCUAGUCAUAUUAGGCUUGAUGGCUUAUUUUUCGUUUAGAUUCGCUCCCGAGAUCCCAGCCGUUCUUUACCAUGGGACUCCACCUGAGCGUGAGGAAAUACGUAGGACAAGGAUGGCGAGGAUGGAUGCGAGAUUCCCCGUUAUAUGCACAUCCUAUGAACUCGUCAUGAUCGACCGCAAGCAUCUCAAAAAGCACAGCUGGAAGUUUAUCAUUAUCGAUGAAGGUCACCGUAUCAAGAAUCUCAACUGCAAGUUGAUCAGCGAGUUAAAGAAGUACAAGUCAGCCAAUCGUCUGCUACUUACUGGCACUCCUCUUCAGAACAAUUUGUCAGAGUUGUGGUCGUUGUUGAACUUUUUAUUGCCCGAUAUCUUCGACGAUCUCGCUAGUUUUCAAGACUGGUUCAACUUCAAUGAUUUGCAAGAGAAGGAAGGGCAUCACGCGUGGUUGGAAGAGGAGAAGAAGGUUGGAAUUGUUGCCAGUCUACAUGCAAUCUUGAAGCCGUUCUUGCUCCGGAGGAUCAAGGCAGACGUCGAAACUAACUUGCCUCCCAAGCGAGAGUAUAUCUUGUAUGCACCUCUCACCAUGAACCAAAAGGAUCUCUACGGAAUGAUCUUGGAUCGCAAAGCUAAGGAGUGGUUGAUAGAACAACUACUUAGCAGCAGAAAUAGUAAUAAAAAGCGUAAGCUUUUAACUGUUGGCCAAGAAUCACCCAAUAAGAGAGCCAAGAGCCCUGAUCCAAAGCGGAAGAAAAAGUGUGUUUCAUACAAGGAACUGUCAGAUGAUGAGUAUUUUGAAAUGCUGGAAGAAGCACCCUCUGAGAAAGAGGAGCUAGAGCCUGCUCUCACUCAGGAAGAAAUGCAGAUUCUCCAAGCCAGUAAGUUUUCCGGCCGGCCUGCCACUUGAAUUUUUCACUGGUACAGUUUUCCCUGUCGAUAGCUUAUUAACUUUUUUGUUCUACCUUCCUUUCAACAGCUCAGGAGAUCGGCGCUAAGAAACUGCAAAAUCCUAUUAUGCAACUACGUCUCGCCUGCGAUAGUCCUCAUUUGUUUUACUGGCCUUGGGACCAGGGUGAUCCUGACGAACGUCUAGUAACUGCCUCCGGAAAGAUGAUGCUCCUCGAGAGACUCGUGCCGGCACUCUUCGCGAGAGGCCACAAGGUUCUUAUCUUCAGCCAGUUCACCAGGAUGCUUGACAUUCUCGAGGAAUGGGCCGUGACUCUUAGAAACUGGCCUGUUUGUAGAAUUGAUGGUGGAAUCAAACAAGAAGAUCGACGUGAGCACAUUAGGAGAUUCAACAAAGAGGAAGGGUGGAAUAUUUUCUUGCUUAGCACUAGAGCCGGUGGUUUGGGUAUCAAUGUAAGUCUCCCCUCUCUGCCCACUACCAAGACCCUUUUUAUAUUUGCUUUUCUUUAUUUUUUACUGACUUGAGUAACAGCUCACAGCCGCUGACACCGUCAUCCUCUUUGACUCAGACUGGAACCCACAGCAGGACCUCCAAGCCCAAGAUCGUGCGCACCGCAUUGGACAAAAAAGACCCGUGAUAAUCUACCGCUUCGCCACCGCCGCAACCAUAGAGCAGAGCAUCCUAGAGAAAGCAGAUGGUAAGCGCCGGCUCGAAAAGCUGGUCAUUCAGAAGGGCAAGUUCCGGAGUGUCUCCGCCCCCUCGGCGAUUGAGGAGGAAGAGAUCGCCCAGAUCCUCAAGGAGGACUUUGAGAAGGUCAAUGUCGUUGAGCAGGGCACGCAGUUGCUCACCGACGCAGAGCUAGAGACUUUAAUGGAUCGCAGCCCCGAAGCGUACGCUCGCGCUGCUAAGGGUAAGGAGGAGGCUAGUGGAGCGUUUAGAGUCGUGGAGACCGGUGUGAAUAAGGAGGAGGUGGAAGAGGCCUAAGCAGUCGAGGGCGGUGCUAAUGACGGACGGAACUGACGAAGUUUAACCUCCCGAACUAUCCCUCUUGAAGGAAGCAACGAAGGCGGAAGCGGGUUCGUGCAAUCAAUGUCAUAUACUUCCCAUCCCCCCUUUUUUCCCUUCUACCUCCCCCUUUUUUUUCCCCACAAAAACAUUAGGUGAUAUGGGUUAGACGUGCUGGCGGU